This is a messenger RNA of Patiria miniata (bat star), 2101 nucleotides long. It is a transcript of the gene sgsh, whose product is annotated as N-sulphoglucosamine sulphohydrolase-like. NCBI's taxonomy places the organism in Eukaryota, Metazoa, Echinodermata, Asteroidea, Valvatida, Asterinidae. Gene Ontology annotation, biological process: heparan sulfate proteoglycan catabolic process; glycosaminoglycan catabolic process. The record is from RefSeq and is a predicted model, not a curated record. The transcript has 6 exons. The coding region runs from base 118 to 1674 and encodes 518 amino acids. Gene Ontology annotation, molecular function: N-sulfoglucosamine sulfohydrolase activity.
UUUAUAUCGAAGAUAUAGAUACGGCCGGUUGAACUGAAGUCAGGUUGGCCUGCUUUUGUUUUUGCACGCGUUUUUACGUUUUUAUAAAUUCUGCACUCAUGGUGCCAGUCUGGAUCGAUGGCUAAUUUUGGAGAGGGAUGGGAUGUCUUCUGCUCCGUUUUAUUUGUUCUUUUAGCACUUCAUGACGUCAGAAGCUUUUCACCACAGACCAAAAGAAACGUCCUUCUUUUUGUCGGCGACGAUGCAGGCUUUGAGACGCAAGUCUACAACAACACCGUCUGCAAGACACCGCACCUGGAUGCGCUGGCCAAGCGCAGCGUCGUCUUCAAGCACGCUUUCACCUCAGUCAGUAGCUGCUCGCCGAGUCGUUCAGCCAUCUUGACGGGGCUCCCUCAGCACCAGAAUGGCAUGUACGGCCUGGAGAAUUCUGUGCACCACUUCGUGUCGUUUGACGGCGUGCGCAGCCUGCCGGUUAUCCUCAAACAAAGUGGAAUAAGAACAGGUAUUAUCGGCAAGAAGCACGUCGGGCCCGAGUCUGUCUAUCAAUUUGACUACUCAAAGACGGAGCUUGAUGGCUUCCCGAUCAUGCAAGUUGGACGGAACAUCACGCUCAUGAAGCAAUUUGCUCAUGAGUUCUUGAGUAGUACCGAUCCGAGACCAUUUUUACUUUACAUCGGCUUCCACGAUCCGCACCGCUGCGGCCACACGCAACCCCAAUAUGGCCAAUUCUGCGAGAAGUUUGGCAACGGUGAUCCGGGAAUGGGCAAGAUUCCUGAUUGGGUGCCUACAACCUAUGACCCAGGCGAGGUGAUCGUGCCCGGGUUUGUACAGGAUACACCAGCAGCGAGAGGGGACCUGGCCGCGCAAUACACAACAAUAAGCAGGCUUGAUCAAGGUAUUGGCUUGAUCCUGAAGGAGCUUGAACUGGCCGGCUAUACAGAUGACACCUUAGUCCUUUACACAUCGGAUAAUGGCAUCCCCUUCCCUAACGGUCGCACCAACCUGUACGACUCAGGCAUGGCAGAGCCUUUACUGGUUUCCUCCCCGGCCCACACGGAGCGCUGGGGACACGAGAGCAACGCCAUGGCGUCAACUGUUGACCUCACGCCUACCGUUCUAGACUGGUUUGGCAUCCCGUACCCCGACUACACCCUCAACAGGGAAGCGGUGCGGCUGACUGGCCAGUCUCUACUGCCGGUUCUCCAGCGCGAGCCCAGCACAGGCUGGGACACGGUAUACGCCAGCCACAACCUACACGAAGUCACCAUGUACUACCCGAUGCGUGUGGUGCGCAACCGACGCUACAAGCUGAUCCACAACAUGAACAACCUGGCACCGUUCAACAUUGACCAGGAUUUCUACAUCUCAAACACAUUUCAGGAUCUACUGAAUCGAACCAGAUCCGGGCAGCCGACCCACUGGUUCAAAACCUUGAAGGACUACUACUACCGCCCCCAGUGGGAGCUCUUUGAUCACCAGGCGGAUCCCCUGGAAACCACCAACCUAGCUGGGGACAGGAGGUACGCAUCUGUCCUGAGUGACCUCAAGGAGCAGGUGCUUCGGUGGCAGAACGCCACCAACGACCCCUGGAUAUGUGCUCCCUGGGGCGUGCUGGAAAACUCCGGGCUUUACAAAGAGAAGCCCACCUGUAUGCCAAUGGACAAUGGACUAUAAAGGCUGGUUCAUGCUCGGCGCAAAAGCAAACUCAAAUUUGUGACGACACGGGGAAUAUUCACGCUCCGAAUUCGAAAAAGUUGAACAUAUUUCAACUUGAGCGAAUUUCGCAGCGUAUGUUUCAUGACGUCAAAUUCGCCUCGCAUUAGCGUUCGCAUGAAGUAUACCUGGCUUAACUCUUUUUAAUUAACUGUGCAUUGUCUCUGUUGUACUGAAGAUUAUGAACUGGAGUAUGAACAGGCAUAAUAAUUGUAAAGUGCUUUGAGAUUGUUGAUACAAUGGAAAGCGCUAUAUAAGCACUACGGUUAUUAUUAUUUAGCCCGCCACAUAAAGUAAUGGUACCUAUGCAAAAUGUAAAGGUAAUGGCUUGUACGCCUAUUCAAAAAGCAGCAUUACAAUAAAUAUGAAGCAGGUUAUUUAAAAAAAC